GGGGCAGCCCGGCCGGGGCGGCUGAGGGCGGCGCACGGUGCCGAGCAGCACCCGAGGCAGCCGCGCUGCAAGGAGCGUGUGAACUCGCUGGCCAUCGCGGUGAUGAACAUGUGGCCGGGGGUGAAGCUGCGGGUGACAGAGGGCUGGGACGAGGACGGGCACCACCUCCCCGACUCCCUGCACUACGAGGGCCGGGCACUGGACAUCACCACGUCCGACCGUGACCGCCACAAGUACGGCAUGCUGGCACGGCUGGCCGUGGAGGCCGGCUUCGACUGGGUCUACUACGAGUCCAAGGCGCACAUCCACGUUUCUGUCAAAGCAGAUAACUCGCUGGCUGUCCGCACCGGCGGCUGGGGGGGGGGGGGGGGGGGGGGGGGGGGGGGGGGGGGGGGGGGGGGGGGGGGGGGGGGGGGGGGGGGGGGGGGGGGGGGGGGGGGGGGGGGGGGCCAGGGCGACGGGGUGCUGGGCGCCGAGCCAGGCGGGCGCCUGGUGCCCACCGAGGUGCUGCUCUUCCUCGACCGGGACCUGGGCCAGCGCGCCUCCUUCGUGGCCAUCGAGACGGCCAGCCCGGCCCAGCGGCUGCUGCUCACCCCGUCCCACCUGGUGUUCGCCGCCCGCGGGGCGGCCAACGGCUCGGCCGCCUUCCUGCCCGUCUUCGCCCGCCGCGUGCGCCCCGGCGACGCCGUGCUGGCCCACGGGGCGGGCGGGCAGGGGCUGCGCCCCACCAGGGUGCUGAGGGUGUCGCGGGAGGACGGCGUGGGGGUCUUUGCCCCCCUCACCUCCCACGGCACCUUGCUGGUCAAUGGGGUGCUGGCAUCCUGCUAUGCCGUUCUGGAGAGUCACCGCUGGGCUCACCGGGCGUUCGCCCCUCUCCGCCUGUUCCACGGGCUGCUCUCGCUGCUGCCAGCCCACCCCGAGGGGGGCAACGGGACGGUGCCAGAGGUGGGCAUGCACUGGUACUCCCGCCUGCUCUACCGGCUGGCCGGGGGCGUGCUGGGCCAGGAGGCCCUGCAGGUGUAGGGGUCCCUGCCCCCCCAGUCAGCACACGGCAGGUGAUGCCGCGCACUGGAUGCCGCACAGGGGGGGCUCCAGCCCCGGGCACCCCUCGGAGCCGGGGAGGAGGAACGGGGGCACCCCCGGUGCUGUGGGGAGGGUGGGGCUCAGCACUGCCCUGGGGCACAGCCCUGUCCUGUGUCCUAGAGCCCCCCACGGCCAGGCCCCCACGCCCGGACCCCCACAUGCUCUCCCGGUAUUUAUUGCUUUAUUAACCACUGCACUGGGGCCGGAGUUGGUGCCUGUCAAGCCACAACCAGGCACCACCAGACCCUGUCCUGGGGCCAAAUCCAGCUGGGGGGAUGCCAAAAACACCCCAACACUGAGGACGUGGCAGCAGUUCCUGCCCAUUGCCCUGUUCUGUCUGUCUCUGUCACCACAGUGUCCCUGUCCCUGCACCACAGGGUGGCUGGAUAGGGUGUCUGCCACGGGCACUGGCUGUCUGCCACGGGCACGGGCAUCCCGUGCCGGGUCCAACUCUAACCAUGCUAACCGCUAACCCGCCCUGCUUGAGAGUUUUAUUUUUCUAUUUAUAAAUGGUAAUAUAAAUGUCCCCCAUGCCUGCCUGCCCUGGCAGCAGGGCUCACCCCAUGGGGCAGGGGGCAGCGUGCUUUUAACCACUUCAGUUUAAGAAACAAAAGAAAUACUACUAUUUAAUUGUUUGGGAAAAUAAAGAAAGUCUA
This is a messenger RNA of Ficedula albicollis (Collared flycatcher), 1739 nucleotides long. It is a transcript of the gene DHH, whose product is annotated as desert hedgehog. NCBI's taxonomy places the organism in Eukaryota, Metazoa, Chordata, Aves, Passeriformes, Muscicapidae. The annotation marks the transcript as partial. The transcript has 4 exons. Gene Ontology annotation, biological process: regulation of gene expression; multicellular organism development; smoothened signaling pathway. The record is from RefSeq and is a predicted model, not a curated record. Gene Ontology annotation, molecular function: patched binding; calcium ion binding.